This is a messenger RNA of Oncorhynchus nerka (sockeye salmon), 3041 nucleotides long. RefSeq names its product zinc finger protein 883-like. Gene Ontology annotation, biological process: regulation of transcription by RNA polymerase II. The coding region runs from base 636 to 2645 and encodes 669 amino acids. Gene Ontology annotation, molecular function: RNA polymerase II transcription regulatory region sequence-specific DNA binding; DNA-binding transcription factor activity, RNA polymerase II-specific. The record is from RefSeq and is a predicted model, not a curated record. The transcript has 4 exons. Lineage: Eukaryota; Metazoa; Chordata; Actinopteri; Salmoniformes; Salmonidae. Gene Ontology annotation, cellular component: nucleus.
AUAACGUCAGUCAAAGCGGAAGUGGCUGCUAAAGAUGGUAGCUGACAGUCGUGCUACUUAUGUAGCUUUCAAGCGAUAUGUUAUUCUCUUAAUAAACAAAAUACAAUAUCCACAGGUCAACUUUGUUUUGACGUAAAGGAUCAUUAGCUGAAACUGAAGAGAUAUGUGUAGCUAGCUAUCUACCUUUUAAACGUGGGGGGAAAAAACGGUGGGCAGACGCUUGGUAGCUACCUAACGUUAGCUGUUUUCUACAAGGUACCUGGUGAAUGGACUUCCUGCUCUCUUCUUCUUCUACAGGUCAUCUAAAGUGUAUGGACUUCCUGCUCUCUUCUUCUACUACAGGUCAUCUAAAGUGUAUGGACUUCCUGCUGUCUUCUUCUACUACAGGUCAUCUGAAGUGUAUGGACUUCCUGCUGUCUACUACAGGUCAUCUGAAGUGUAUGGACUUCCUGCUGUCUUCUUCUACUACAGGUCAUCUAAAGUGUAUGGACUUCCUGCUGUCUUCUUCUACUACAGGUCAUCUAAAGUGUAUGGACUUCCUGCUCUCUUCUUCUACUACAGGUCAUCUAAAGUGUAUGGACUUCCUGCUGUCUUGCCAUUGACUGCAUUGUCAUUGUUCCCACCAGCAGGACAACAUGAGUGAAGAGAAGGAGGCAUUGUUGGAUGAAAUCGAACAGAGUUUAUUUACUCUAACUAAGGACAAUAUACUAUACCUGUGUGAACGCUGUGGAAUAGAUGGCUCCCAAGUUAAAGGAAAGAACCAUCGCUCGUUGCGCCGUAAAAUCAUGGAGGAAAUGUGGGAAAACGCAGAUUCAGUCAAAUCGGAGGAGCAGGGAAUGUCUUGGUUACUCCGACUGAAAGAUGACAUCAGAAAGAUGCAUAAAGAAUCUACUGUGGCACCCAUGAGUCCCAGCCAGUCUGAUGAUGAUGACGAUGCUACAACCUGCGGUGAGGAAUGGGACAAGGAUUGGUUUCCUAGCAACGGGCUGGAGGCGGAGUCAUCUCCAGAGAGGCAUACCCCAGAGCAGAGGGAGAGUGGUGACAAGCCACCUUCCUCCCUCCAGUCCCUGGGUUGUACCUCUCCCAGGAGUGCCUUACUGCGGGGUCUGAAGUGGGCGUCUGUGUGGCUGGACGACUGCAGGACAACACCCGGGCUGAGUGGAACUAUGAGAGGAGGAGAUGAGGAGGAAGAGGGAGAUUUGACUGAUCAAAGAGAGAGACAUGACUAUCCUGGAUCCUCUGGGGCACCUCAACAACAUCCUGACGCUGACAAGGCAGAGAAAAGUCUCUCCAGAUCAGAACACCUCGAGAAACAUGAAUGGAGACCCACAGGGAUGAAACCUCACCGCUGCUCUGACUGUGGGAAGAGUUGCAGAUCUUCAUCAGCACUAAAAAAACACCAGACAAUCCAUACAGGAGAGAAACCUUAUAGCUGUUCCCAGUGUAGGAAGAGUUUUGCUCAGUUACAAGAACUGAAAGUACACCAGAGAACACACACAGGAGAGAAGCCUUAUAACUGUGAUCAAUGUGGAAAGAGUUUUUGUUAUUCAAGCCAGUUUAAAGUACACCUGCAGAGACACACAGGCGAGAAGCCUUAUAGCUGUUCAGACUGUGAGAUAAGCGUUUGUACCUCAAGUCAACUGUUAUUGCACAAGCGAACCCACACAGAAGAGAAGCCUUACAGCUGCUUACUGUGUGAGAAAAGAUUUUCGUCAAAAUAUAGUCUGAAAUUACACCAGAGGGUCCACACUGGAGAAACAAAUUAUGGCUGUGAUCAGUGUGAGGAGAGUUUCUCCUCGUCGGCAGACCUCAGAACUCACCAGAGAAUCCACACCGGAGGGAAACCUCACCUCUGCUCCCAGUGCGGGAAGCGCUUCCGCCAACAGUCUGGCUUGAAAAGCCAUGAGAGGAUUCACACAGGAGAGAAACCUUUCCAGUGCUCCCACUGUGGGAAGACAUUCAGCCACAGGGCCACGUUUAAGGCACACCAGCGGACUCACACCGGAGAGAAGCCUUACCAAUGCUCCCAGUGCAGGAGGAGUUUCUCCCAAAUGGGCCACCUGAAAGUACACCAACAGACGCAUGCUAAAGUGAGGUCUCACCUCUGCCCACAGUGUGGUAAGGGAUACUACUCUCUAGACAUCUACAAUGCACACAUGAGAACACACAACGGGGAGAAGACUCACCACUGUGCCGACUGUACCAAGAACUUCCUCACCCUGACUCAGCUCAAAACACACAGGCGGACACACACAGGAGAGAAACCGUACGUCUGCGACCAGUGUGGGAAGAGCUUUGCCGAAUCGGGAAGCCUGACUCUACACCAGCGCUCGCACACCGGGGAAAAACCUUACCACUGCUCUGAGUGCGGGAAGAGCUUUGCGCGCUCCGGGGCACUGAAGAAGCACCAGCUUACACACACUGGGGAGAAGCCUUACAGCUGUGGUCAGUGUGGGAAGAGGUUUCCCAGGUCAGAUACUCUGGCUACACACAUGAGAACACAUACAGGAGAGAAGCCCUAUAGGUGUGAUCCAUGUGGUGAGAGGUUCUCCUAUCAUAGGUGCCUGGUGAAACACAUGAAAACACAUGUAGGAGAUACACCAGCCCUCGAGCGACCGAUCACCCUAGGCCUCGGGGUUGAAUGACCUAUCCAUCAACCAAUCACACCAGGGUAGGGUAAAAUGGAAAUGUCUUACAGAUUUAAAUAUGAACAGCAUGGUAGCAAUUGAAAGAAAAAAUGUUGAGCACACAACAGUUCACCUGACACAAGACUGAAUCCAAACAUUACUGUUGAUUUGAUAUUUUUCUGUACUUUAGGCCACAUUGAUAACAUGUUACUGAACAGCCAUUGCGUUCCAAUUUCAACCUGUAUUCGGGUGUGAGUGUAAAGCGUUAAUGGCAUAUAAUAACAUUAGUAGUUUUAUUAUUCUAUAUUGGUAUUAAUAUGGGUUCGUUGCUGAGUGUUGUAACAUGGUGCCAAUUUCAAGGCUAUAUUUCUUGAAUUGAUUUCAGAAUGUGUUGACCCUGAUUUGUUAGAUUAC